Desarmillaria tabescens is the source of this 1699-nucleotide messenger RNA. RefSeq lists its product as uncharacterized. The coding region runs from base 91 to 1494 and encodes 467 amino acids. The transcript has 5 exons. Lineage: Eukaryota; Fungi; Basidiomycota; Agaricomycetes; Agaricales; Physalacriaceae. The record is from RefSeq and is a predicted model, not a curated record.
CUCACUCGCAGCAGAAGCAGUCAAGUAGGAAUAUUUUCGUUCUCGAGACGGGACUCAGAGUGAGGCAUCCUCAACUUAUAGACAGACAUCAUGAUGGGCGACCUUACCCCCGAGUCUGCUGCUCCUUUCUUCACUAUCGCCGCCAUCCUUCCUUCCUCGUCCGACGAUGUAAUCACAAUCCUGCACAGAGCAUACCGUACAGUGUUCAGCAGAAACUUCGUUCCUGCCAGGGAUCAUCUCCUGCUUUGGAUGAAAACCUGUUCUGCCCUAGGGGUGAACGAUUCCGUCGUGGAAGAACUACGAGAGAUUCUACCCCGCUUGCCUGACCUCACCUGGAAAAACGUCGCUAGGGUUGUAGGCCUUGACCCCUCUCUGGGGAACGAACAGCUAUCCGAAAAACCUAUCCAAACGCUAUUCCUACCCGUUACCUUAGUAAAUUCGCUUCUAGGCACUGCGCAGCGCUCUUCUAGAUAUCGUAGGGACAGGCAGGGGUAUGUCCACCUCGGUUCGACGGCUGUUAAAAGUAUAUUACUCGACCUAUUACGUGGAUUCGUUUACGACAACGAAGGGGAGGAUCUGGAUGCGUCUUACUUUGACUUUGAGUUGAGGAUCGUAGGGAAUGCUGUCCUUCUCGUCGUGGAAGCCAAGCGAUCUGCGUCGUCGGAAGUACACGCUCAGGCUCUUGCCGAGGCGACAUGUCUAGCGGCGUCGAAUAGCCGUUCGGGAUACUCACUCCCAAUCCACGUCGUCAUCACCGACCGAGAAGAGACCACAUUCUAUACUUACGACCGUAAGCAGCCCCCUCCAAUUCCAAGCCGACUCUCCCAUAUCUCCUUUCCAGCAUCCGCGAAACAGUUCUACUUGCGAAGCGACCUCAAAAUCGAGUAUUUUCAGCGUGAGAGUGUUCUUGGUGAAAGUCCAGAGAGGCUUCGGGAAUGGCAGCUUCUACGAAUGACCUGUAUUCUGGGACGGGAUUUGUUCUCGUUAAUAAUUGAAGGAUACUGCGACUUCAUCCAGGCGACGAUACGACCGUUUGAAUUGCCUUUGGCUUUGCAGCCAUUGGACGUGACGACGGAAAAACUGAGCGUCUAUGACGAACAUAGUUUCAUGCGGCGUUUUCGCACAACCGUUCAAUCAACUGGAACUAAUGCUGAGCAAGUGAUGGUUGUCUGCCAUGUUCUCUUUUCUUUUAUCGGCUUCGAAAUCAGAGGCGAGCGGUUCGAUGUGGAUGACAAAUCGCAAACUAUAUCUUACCAUAUAUCAAACUUUCCUGACCUCGAAUUCGAGUUACGGGUAGAGGCUGUUCACCGCACAGAACCAGACUCGCCGAGCAUGAUGGUAACAUUGCAGUGGAGACGGCCUAACGAAAAUUGGCAACUAAGCGUAAGUAUUGUGUCUACAAGCUCAAUUUCGCUAACGUCGGAUUUAGGGUUCCUGGUCAUUUUGCUUCGGGAACUUUUUCCGCACCGAUGUAGUGCUCCCUUCAAAUUUUGAAGAGAUAGAAGAUAGUGGAUUCCUCAGCACAGCUCGGUAUGCGGAAUUCAGGGAUUCGAUGCAGGUAGAGUUGUUGCGGCCGCUGUGGAACAGAAUACGAGUACGUCAAAUAACACCUUAGACCCUGAUCUGUUCUGAGUCUGUAUAGGAAGACUUCCCUGGUACAGAUACAGAAGCACUAAAGGAGUCACUCAAAUUGAUCGAG